UGAGGAUUUACGCUCUCGAGAGUCUCUUCUCGCCAUCUAUAGUCGCCAUCUUCACUAGUAUAAAUACAAGCUCUUAAGCUCAACCCUUCACACAACAACCUCUUUUUUUCUAAUUACUUAAAAGUGCGUUCGCGUAACAAGCAAAAGAAAAAAAAGAAAAACAUGGCAAGCUCCAAAUUUCUUGUUGUCUUGGCUUUGUUCUUUACAUGCUUAUCUCUUAAUUCAGCCGCCUUUAGAAACAAACCCUGGGAACAAACUGAAAUGGUGAAUCCCAACGGUGCUAUUGAUACCAAUGCGAAAGAGCCAGGAGAAUGGGGUGGAGGAUACGUAGGUUGGUGCAGGCACGGUUGCUGCUAUACGGGACGCAAUGGCUGCAUCCAAUGCUGUAGGUACGCCAACGAGCAAACUAGCAGUAUGGUGGUGCAGAAACGUAGCGGUGGCAGCGAUGUUGCAGAGAAAUCAUCUAAGGAAGAGGAGGCUUCUCCAGUUUGGACUCAGAGCCGACCCUGAAAAAAAAAAAAGCUAAACCAUGGACAUGUUACCCUAUAACGUAUCGCCGUUUUAAACUGCUUGUUUAAUAAAAUAAAAUGAUAACAUGAGCGUACCGUACCUUAGAUGGUACGUGGAAUAUAGUAAGUGUCCUUCUGUAUUUGUUUUGUGUACUUGCGCAGUUCUAUGUAUGUGUGUGUUUCUACAGGCUUAGAGGAUACAUACCUCUAUGGUAUUUUAACUCGAGGUGCCAUCACCUUUCUGCAUAUUCGUGUUUAUUUUAGAGUGAUAAUCAUAUCAUAAGUGAUAUUACGUGUAUAUGCACAUCAAUUAAACCUAAUGUACACACUGCCAAAAUCGGAUAAUAUGUCAAUGUAACACUUUAGGAUCGAAUCCACAGAGACCAACGGUUAAAUUUUAUCUUU
This is a messenger RNA of Eruca vesicaria subsp. sativa (arugula), 914 nucleotides long. Lineage: Eukaryota; Viridiplantae; Streptophyta; Magnoliopsida; Brassicales; Brassicaceae. The record is from the annotation of a GenBank genome assembly.